Molecule: messenger RNA, 5998 nt
Organism: Spodoptera frugiperda (fall armyworm)
Lineage: Eukaryota; Metazoa; Arthropoda; Insecta; Lepidoptera; Noctuidae
Gene: Usp8
Product: ubiquitin carboxyl-terminal hydrolase 8
Exons: 19
Coding region: 196-3099 (967 amino acids)
Biological process (GO): protein deubiquitination
Molecular function (GO): cysteine-type deubiquitinase activity
Source: RefSeq, a predicted model, not a curated record
UGUGCAGUCUGUAUUGAAAAUUGGCAAAUUAAAAAAAAACUUGACAUUUUCUGAUUUGAUUCACAAUUUUUGUUUGCAGUGAAUUUUUACAACAAUCUCUGUGUUUUUCUAAACAAAUGUAGGAAUCCGUAGUCCCGGAGACUUUAAAUUACGGUAGUACCUCGAUUAAGACGUCAGGGUGUGCAAAAUUUCAUCAUGACAGAAACACGAAAAUUACAACUUCACCUUGGGAAAUGUAUAGAAGAUUUGGACAAAUUACACAAUGUACCAGAUUUGAAGUCAAAAAGAGCUAAUUUGUUAUGCAAAACAGCUCUAAAAUUAUUUGAAAGUGCUGAAGAGUCCCGUGAGAAGGGAGAUGAGGAGUACUCUUAUGUUUAUUACAUGAAAUACCUCCGGGUGAUAGCUUACAUCAGCAAGGACAAGGAGUAUCAGAAGGACAAGACUUAUUACAACAACAUGUUGGGCCCUAAGAACCCGAACAAGGCUAUAGACCAAGCUGAAAAACUUAAAAACAGCCUCAUAGACAGGUAUCAGCAAGAACAGAAGGAGAAGCGACUGAAUGAUAUAAAAGAGAAUGAGCUUAUAAAACAGAAGAUAGAUGAGAACAGAAAGAAAAUGGCCGAGGCUGCUCCCGUUAUAGAACCACCACAGCCACUCGGAUUACCAGGACCGGAUGAAGUGACCAUCAAGAGUGAGAUGUUGUACUCCAUCCUCAAGAACGGCCGGAUUAAGGUGAUGAUCCUGGAUGCGAGGCCAGGGAAAGAUUACAUCGAGUCACAUAUUAACUACCCUGCCUGCAUCAGUGUGCCUGAGGAAUGCAUCUCCCCUGGGCAAUCAGCGAACGUACUAGAACAGAACCUGCCGCCCGCGUCGCGGCCCGUGUGGGCCGAGCGCGCCAACAUGGAGCUCAUCGUCAUGCUCGACUGGAACAGCACCGCCGUCAUACCCGGGAAGACUCUACACCUGCUCAAGACUACGCUCCUCAAGUGGGACGUGAAGGUCCAGUACAGCCGCGCGCCGCUGGCGCUGCAGGCGGGCUACGAGGACUGGCUGCUCAAGUACCCCGCCGCCACCACCAACCCGCAGGCCGUGCCGCCGCGCCAGGACGACUUCAUGGACGACAUGCUCGGUGAGAUCGAGUACCCUAACUGGUCGGACCUGAGUCCGUCGGCGGCGGCGGCCCCGCCGGCUCCUCGUAAGCCCGGGGAGCCCGUCGUAGACCGGAGUAGUAAGGCGGCGGCGGUACAGAUGUACUCUGAGCGCGCGCGCAACAUGGCGCACAUACUGGAACAACAGGAACGGAUCGCCGACACCUCGCUCACGCUCGAGAUGCAGAGGAUCGAGGCUGAACAGGACUGGGAGAAAGUCCGCGAGCAGCGCGAGGCGGAGAUGCAGGACGAGCUGCGCGCCAUGUACAAGCUGCGGGAGCAGGAGAUUAUAUCGCAGCUCAUGCAGCUUGAGAACAAGCAGUACGACAUGGAACAAGAGAACCAGAGUCUCCGCGAGCAGCUGGAGGAGUACCAGCGGAGGGAGCGCGAGGAGGCUGAGAAGAUGGCGGAGAACAUCAGCGCCACCUCCGAGGACACUGAGGCAGCUGAUGCUGAAGAGCGCGCGGUGGCGGCGGCGGCGGCGCGCGAGCUGGCGGCGGCGCGCGCGCGCAUCGCGGCCGUGACGCUGCAGCGCCGCCAGCUCGACCGCACGCGCGAGGCACUCGAGCUCGAGCGCAAGCGCAAGCUGCAGCACGCGCGCAUCAACAAACCAGACGCGCACAAACCCAGCCACGAUGAAGAUGGUGAUUCGUACAUGAUGUCGCCGGAUAGUCCGGGAGCCGCCGGCCUAAAUAGAUCGCACUCCUCGCCUAAUAUCGCUAAGGUAUCCUCAGAUGAGGAAGAGCCUUGCGUACCAGCGUUCGACAGGAGCACGAAACCGACCAAGGUGGCGCCCUCUAGCGACCUGCACCAGAGGGACUUCCAACCUGUUUGGGGAGAUGUGGGUCGAGGACUGACAGGCCUGAAGAACCUGGGCAACACGUGCUACAUGAACUCCAUCAUCCAGUGCCUCAACAACACCGCCAUCCUCGUCACCUACUUCUGCAACGGACAGUAUCUGGAACAUGUCAACAGGUCCCACAGCACUCGCGGCGCGAUAGCGGAGGAGCUGGCGGCGGUGGUGCGCGCGCUGUGGUCCGGACAGUACCGGUUCAUCGCCACCAGGGACCUACGGAACGAGGUGGGCAAGCACCAGCGCGCGUUCCGCGGCUGUGAGCAACAGGACUCGCACGAGUUCCUCACCAUCCUCAUGGACUGGCUGCACCUCGACCUGCAGUUCUCCAUCAACGUGCCGCAACACAAGGUCAGUCACACUCCACUCAUGGACUAUAGGGACUCGCACGAGUUCCUCACCAUCCUCAUGGACUGGCUGCACCUCGACCUGCAGUUCUCCAUCAACGUGCCGCAACACAAGGACACCCUGCCCCCCUCGGAGAAGGCGUGGCACGAGUACACGAAGUCGAAGGAGAGCCUGAUCCUGCGGCUGUUCUACGGGCAGAUCAAGUCCACGGUCCGCUGCACGGUCUGCGGCAAGCAGAGCGUCACGUACGAGUCCUUCUCCAACCUCUCGCUCGAACUGCCCGCCAACGCCAACCGCUGCUCACUCAGUGAUUGCCUAAAACUAUACCUGAACGACGAGACGAUACCAGGUUGGAACUGUCCCAACUGUAAAGAGAAGCGAGACGCGCUGAAGAAGCUGGACAUAUCGCGGUUACCGCCCGUACUCGUCAUCCACUUCAAGCGGUUCUACGUGGACCCCAAGGAGUACAUGUGCAACGCGUACCGCAAGAAGCAGACGUACAUCGACUUCCCGCUGGAGGAGCUCGACAUGCGACACUUCGCGCACUGCGGCGGGCCCCACGCGUACAACCUGUACGCCGUGUCCAACCACUACGGGUCCAUGGAGGGCGGACACUACACCGCCUACUGCAAGAGUAGUGUCUACGGCAAAUGGUACAAGUACGACGACCACGUGGUGACGGAGAUCCCGCCGAGCGAGGUGAAGUCGAGCGCGGCGUACAUCCUGUUCUACUCCACGCGCGCCUCGUGAUCCGCGCCGCGCCACAAGCGCAAGCACCCCGACACCGCGCCCCCGGCGUCCGCGCCGUCCGCGCCCGCGCCCCCGCCGCCCCCGCCCGCGCCCUAGCCGCGCUCGUGGCCCGCGUGUAGUACUGUAUACUAGUGCCAGUACUCGGCCGACAUCUUACAAAAGACAAUGGGACUCUUACAUUACGAUGAUGCAACGAUUCAGUCAGAAUCCACUGCGAGCGGUCCACACAACUCUCGGCUGAAUCUAUCUCGAUUAAAUUUAUAAUUAAGGCGUUUGAUUAGCGCAUAAUUCACUCAAGUAUGGUUGGUAAAGUAUUUUUACAAUACGACUCGUUUACAGUGGAUUCUCACUCAGUAAUCCUAUAGCAAGUAUUUAUAUAUUUAUUUAAAUAUUUAAUCUACAAUAUAAAAUUUACAAAUAACCUUAAAAUGUUAGUUGAACAGGUACCAAUUCUGUGAAUACAAACUAAAGCUUUUUUAUGUUCCUAGAAUUGGGGCCUUGACAUAAAUAUGUAUGCAAUAUAUCACAUGGUUUUUAUGAAAAACCACUAAAGAUCUGUUUCAACACCUCCGGGCAAGAUUUGAAUAAUGUUAGAUAAGGUAACACCAUGUAUGUAUAGUCAGUAUGUGCAAUGUGAUUGGUGCGGAGGUAGCGAGAUAGUGACCGAGGUAACUACACGUUACGUGGCACACUGCGAACCAUACCUCUAUCUCACUCUUACACCUAUAGAAAAACAAGCGUGCGAGUGAGACAAAGGUAAAGUCUGCUACACAACGUGCACUUACCUCGAACUAAAGCUUAUAGUUGUAAUAUGAUUGAUGUAUAAACUACGCCUUGUACAAAUAGCUUUCCAUGUUACGAUGACAUAGAGGUAAUAUUUCAUUAAUUUAUUGUAAUAUUUUUAGUUUCUUUUAUUCUUAAUGUUGCAGUUGUAUUUUUUUACUAUUCUUCAAUUUCAACUAUGGAGCGACAAAGUUGCUUUAUAGUGUCUUCUUUAACUUUUUUUCGUCUUUUAUAUAAAUGGCAAUAUAGCUUGAUCGCUCUGAAGUUAGACGCAAUGUGUUUGUAGCAUACUUCAGUCCGGUCAAGUUGUGUUGUCGUUGCUGUUCAGUUAGCAACGACUGCAACGUGUGAUGCGGCGCACGUACCUUGUACAGUCCACGCCGGGCAGGGAGCCAGCACUAGUGUAGUAGGCGACAGUAGGCGACUGUACAUGAGGACACUGACAUUAAAAUGUCGUCAGAGUAUGAAUGAUAUUCGUGAAUGAACACUUAAUGUUUAUGAAUGAAAGACUGAACAUGAUUGGUAUUGUACCUAGAUGUAUUCCAUGUUUGUAUUGCACGUGUCAUGACCGCUUGUUUCUCUGUAACUGGUGACUUAGCAAUUUGGUAACUCGAGUCAAUAUGGACAUUUUAUAUACAUUAUAUAGCGUUUGUAUGUACAUAUAUCUAAUCCAAGGACGAGACAGCUGUCGAAUUUACGCCAAUUUAAUUAUUAAGACAAUUUAUUACUGACAAUAUGAUGAUCUAAGGUCGCUGUUAAGGCAGGAGUACAUUGCUGCGGCGUGACGUGUCGUGUCGCGUCCGAAGCAUAUCGGUGUCAUACAUUCGCUACGGUUCGAGACAUACAUGUUUAUAGAGUCACGUCGCUUGUAAUGUAUUUCUGCCUACACAGCAUUCUAUGAACGCCUUACUUAUUCGUUUAUAAUUUCGGCAUUGGAUCAUCACUUGGAUAAAGUAAUUUGGUAUAAAGUUAGUCAUUUAAACAGUCAAUAUAAAUAAAAUAGGGAAUUUGUAAAGCUCUGCCUACCCUUCGGAUACAGAGUACGAUUGACUAUUAUAAUCGAUGUACUCUUACCCACUAUGUAUGUAACUACUUGAAUUUACUUGUACCGAUUUAGUUUGUUUCGCUAAUUCACCAGAUUUCAUUAAUUAAUAGCCAGUGUACGCAUUAUGAAUAAUGACAUCACAAUAGGGAUGGUGACGACAUAUUUAGUGCUAUCAGUCAAAUAAUUAAUGAACAUUAGGGCCGAAUUUUCAAUCCACAUAACCAGAUGUUGCCUGCGACUUCCUUUCUACUUCUUUACAUCAGCUACCUAAGUACCUAUCCGUUCGUCGUCGUUCGUACCCCCAAAAGUCCCAUCAAAAUCGGUCCAACCAUUCUAGAGAUUCGCCGGAACAAACAGACAGACAAACAAAACAUGAUAUUUUGGUGUGUGUAUCGUAUGUAUAUUUAUAUGUACCUAUGCAGUAAUCAAAAGCGGUUAUUUCAAUAUUACAAACAGACACUCUAAUUUUAUUUAUUAGUCUAGAUUGACGUCUGGCAGCUUUUGUAUAGAUAAACUCAAAAUAAAAGUAUUCUUCCGAUAAAGUUAUGUAGCGUUGAAAAAAUCGGCCCUCAGAUACAUAGUUGUUGUCUACAAAGACGCAAUGAUAUAUUUUAUAACCAGUACGUCUUCAUGAAAAUUGAAAAAUACAUGUCUAAUAUUUUUGAUAAAUCUAGCAGGACUUUAUAGAAUAUUAAUUCAUCAUCCCUAUUUAUGUAACUAUAGAUCUCAAUAUAACUUACAUGCUAUAAAAGGUACCACAAUUGCUUUUGAGAGCUUGUAUUUCCAAAAUAUGUAAAGGUACUAGGUCUCACUAGGUUUUUGAACUCAUAAUGUGUACACUCUUAAUUUAGAUUCGCAGCAGUUUGCUGGGAUCUGUCUCAUUAACUAAAUUCUUCCCCCAUCUCGGACAUGUGCCAUUUGCAAUGAUUUCCAUAAAAACAUUACGAUUUGGUCUCGAAAAACAAUUUUUGUUAUAACUGUUGUAUGAACAUUUGUAUAUAGCAUACAUUAAUGGUUUAUUGUAUGUAAAAUAUAUGUAAGACAAACUUUAUUAAAUUCUUUGUUAAUAUA